Molecule: messenger RNA, 1435 nt
Organism: Menidia menidia (Atlantic silverside)
Lineage: Eukaryota; Metazoa; Chordata; Actinopteri; Atheriniformes; Atherinopsidae
Source: the annotation of a GenBank genome assembly
CGGGCUGCAGCUUAGCAUUAGCGGCCCGAGUAAAUGCAGUUAACCCAGUAACCCGUGGCUUCACACACCCGCACACCAACGCCAUGUCCGCGGCAGGAGCCUGUGCGGCAGCCCCGACAUGACGGCUUACCGGGUCAACGCCUCCAUGCCCGCCGCCAAGGCGCUGCUGUCGGAGGGAAGCCCGAGCUGCAGCCCGCGCGGCCCCGACCCGCCCGGGUACCAGGCCUACAGGAUCUUCGGGAUGGGAGCAGGUGGAGGACGGGCCGCCUUCAGGCAAACUCAACUGCGGAACUUUCCUGCAAUCCCCCCCGUUAGCAGCUCCAGGGAUGGCCAAGGCUUACUGAGCAGCUUCGUAGUGGGAAGGCAAUACAAGACGCCAGGCCAAAGAAAAGACAAUAAACUGGAUCCAGAGAAUACUGACCACAUGAGGGACAUCUGUGGAAGGCACUUUCUGUUCGAUACACCAUGUGCGAGUUUAGAGAGGACCAGGACUUUCAUCCCUCCUCUGCCAAGAGACUACCGCCUGCAGCGGCCUGCUAACCUGCAUCCCCUCAGCCUGUCUAAGGAGCUGUCCCGCAGCGGGGCGGGGCCCUCCCUCACCCUGGGUUACCCUCGAAGACAUGCGGUGACCAAUUCAGCUGUUCCCAUUCAUUCCAAUUUAGUCCUCAGUGGCAAGAACAACUUUUCAGUGGAAAGCUGCAAGCUAAAUAGGCCUAAGAUGAAUAUUCCCACUCACCACGCAAUGAGUGUAAAGGAAAAUCAGAAAAACCAGGUGUACCCAGACCCAGUGGCUGGAGCCUCUCGCUCUUUCAUCCAACGGAUAUCUGAACUGUCCUCAUUGGAGGGUGAGACGGUGAGACAGGAAAAGCUCAGGAAUAUGAAGAAAUCUAGAAAACCUCCCUCCUGACAAUCACCUCCCUCUGAGUCACAGCGGUCCAGGAUAAAAACAUUCGAGUCUGUGCCAACAACCGAACAAAAUAAAACUUUUAGGGCCCCUUGUUCAUUUCAGCGGCUUGUUCUGACUGCGUGUUUGUCCUCUGUGAUUUUGGUUAGCUGCUUAACCUGGUUGAUCUUCACAUUUUGGGGUUCCUGACUCUAGUGGUUAAAUGUAUUGUUGACUUUGGUCAAUUGUAGCAUUUCCUUUUAAUGGUAAGUGCUGAUGAUGACUUAUAUAUCUUCCGCACACAGUUUUCAGUGGUUUUCCUCUCAGCAUCUGCAUGAAGAUGGUUCCUUUAACUUUCUAAAGGCUUAAAUGGCUGUUAAGUAACACUGUCAAAUGCCUCUUUUCUCUAUAUGAUCAGAAUCCUAAAGACGCUGUCCGGCUCAUGUCCUUCAGACUUUUCAAACACAUAUCUGAACUUUCUUUAGUGAGUGAAAUAUAAAUGUAAAUACUAUGUAGUUUAGGACAACCCUUACUGUGCCUUGUUAUGUCUUC